AUGUCCACUGGGGGCAGGUUUGACUUCGAUGAUGGGGGGUGGUACUGCGGGGGGUGGGACCAGGGGAAGGCCCAUGGGAGGGGGGUGUGCACGGGCCCUCAGACCCAGGGGGAGUAUGCAGGAGCCUGGAGCCACGGCUUUGAGCUGCUGGGCGUCUACAGCUGGCCCAACGGAGGGUCCUACCGCGGGACCUGGGCCCAGGGCAAGAGGCACGGAGUGGGGGUGGAAACCAAGGCCUGCUGGGAGUACCGCGGGGAGUGGACCCAAGGCCUGAGAGGCCGCUACGGCCAGCUCCAGAGCACCACCAGUGGAGCCAGGUACGAGGGAACGUGGAGCAACGGGCUGCAGGACGGAUACGGCACCGAGACCUACUCUGACGGAGGUAACCCCCAAUGUGCCUCAGUCUGA
Molecule: messenger RNA, 408 nt
Organism: Knipowitschia caucasica
Lineage: Eukaryota; Metazoa; Chordata; Actinopteri; Gobiiformes; Gobiidae
Source: the annotation of a GenBank genome assembly